This is a messenger RNA of Camelina sativa (false flax), 1196 nucleotides long. RefSeq names its product polyubiquitin. The record is from RefSeq and is a predicted model, not a curated record. NCBI's taxonomy places the organism in Eukaryota, Viridiplantae, Streptophyta, Magnoliopsida, Brassicales, Brassicaceae. Gene Ontology annotation, molecular function: protein binding.
AUCCUUUUCUAUAAAUCAAAUAACCUAUAGAGCCUCUUCUUCCUCACAAUUCAGAUUCCAGUUUCUUCAAAACCUAAAAACAAAACCUUCUCUCAAAUCUCGUAAUCAAAGAUGCAGAUCUUCGUUAAGACUCUUACAGGAAAGACAAUCACCCUAGAGGUGGAAAGCUCCGACACCAUCGACAACGUUAAGGCCAAGAUCCAAGACAAGGAAGGCAUUCCUCCGGAUCAGCAGAGGCUUAUCUUCGCCGGAAAGCAACUCGAGGACGGUCGUACGUUGGCCGACUACAACAUCCAGAAGGAGUCAACCCUUCAUCUUGUUCUCAGGCUUCGUGGUGGUAUGCAAAUCUUCGUGAAGACUCUCACCGGAAAGACCAUUACCCUUGAAGUGGAGAGCUCUGACACCAUCGACAACGUCAAGGCUAAGAUCCAGGACAAGGAAGGUAUUCCUCCGGACCAGCAGAGGUUGAUCUUCGCCGGAAAGCAGUUGGAGGAUGGUCGCACCUUGGCCGAUUACAACAUCCAGAAGGAGUCGACCCUUCACUUGGUAUUGCGUCUCCGUGGAGGUAUGCAGAUCUUCGUGAAGACUCUUACCGGGAAGACAAUCACUUUGGAGGUGGAGAGCUCUGACACCAUCGACAACGUGAAAGCUAAGAUCCAGGACAAGGAAGGUAUCCCUCCGGACCAGCAGCGUCUCAUCUUCGCUGGCAAACAGCUUGAGGAUGGUCGCACCUUGGCUGACUACAACAUCCAGAAGGAGUCGACCCUUCACUUGGUGCUAAGGCUUCGUGGUGGUAUGCAGAUCUUCGUCAAGACAUUGACCGGGAAGACCAUCACACUCGAGGUUGAGAGCUCCGACACCAUUGACAAUGUCAAGGCUAAGAUCCAGGACAAGGAAGGUAUUCCUCCAGACCAGCAGCGUCUCAUCUUCGCUGGUAAGCAGCUCGAGGAUGGACGCACAUUGGCUGACUACAACAUCCAGAAGGAGUCUACCCUUCACUUGGUCCUCCGUCUCCGUGGUGGUUUCUAAAAUGUCUCUUGUGGUUUCACAAGAAGUUCCUCUCAAAAACUAAGUGCUUUGUGUUUUGGGGUACUAUAAAGUUAGUUGUUGAACUAUGUUUCCGUUUCUUUUUAUCUUUCAGAUAUCAAAUCGAACUUCUUCUCUAUUGAAAUAUUUCUACUCUUUAUCUUCGUUUC